Closterium sp. NIES-65 is the source of this 5841-nucleotide messenger RNA. The record is from the annotation of a GenBank genome assembly. Lineage: Eukaryota; Viridiplantae; Streptophyta; Zygnematophyceae; Desmidiales; Closteriaceae.
AUGGCGGAAGAUAUUCCACCUCCAGUUGUAGAUAACUGGCGGAGAGUGCUCGAGGCCGCGCAGCAGUCUGUAUCGCGAGCGAGACAGCGACAGUCUGUAUUUUUCCAGUCCGUCUUACCGGAAGGACAGAUCGAUGGCCUCAAUAUCGUGCCUCCGACACUAGCUCAGAGGUCCAACAUACCUGAUUACCUCGCAGCGGCGAAGGACCUAGAAGCCGAACAUCCACGCAUCUCUCGACUUAUUCUCGAUGCUGCUUACAAGAAGGCGAUGGUUCUUGAUCCCAACAUGCAAGGCCGCGGAGUGCUCCAGUUCGUCACGGCCUUGCACAUUCUCUUGCCCGAGAGCGACAUUGCGGCGGACCCGAGCAGGGACAUGGACAUGGUCCAUGAGUUCUACACCGCGUAUCGAGACUAUGUCCGCGGGCUGGAGAUGGAUCCCGAGAAUAAUAAAGAGGAGUUGGGCAAGGCGUGGAAGACGGAACGGGUCCUCAUGGAGGUGACCGAGGGCCUCUCACAGACGGUCACGGGAUCCGAGCGCAAGCAAGUACAACAGGAAAUUCGGGAGGAUAAGAUGGCUGCUGCUGCCAAGACGCAAAUCUUCACCCGCCAGAACUUCAACAUGAUCGAUCUGGACGCACCCAUUCCCACUGAUGCUCCUUUGUGGAAGAGGCGGGUGGGGGGAGCGAUUGCGCUGCUCCAUGACCUCAGAGGAGUGCCGAACCGAGGCCGCUUCAAGGACAUGCUGCACUACCUGCAAUUCGUCUUCGGCUUCCAAGAGGACAACGUGCGGAACCAGAGGGAGCACAUAGUGCUGCUGCUGGCCAACAGCCGCACGUACGAUGAGAAGGGGACGCCCAUUGCUGCUUCCAUGUCCGAUGAUGCUGCUGCAAUGAACCUGGCCCUUGAUUCCGUUUCGUCAAAGGUGCUCGGAAACUUCCUUCGCUGGGCACAGUACCUCCACGUCGACAUCCCCUACUUCACGGCUGAGCACCGAAUGCUGCACACGUGCCUCUUCCUGCUCAUAUGGGGCGAGGCAGCCAACGUCCGAUUCCUCCCAGAGUGCCUCUGCUACCUCUUUCACCAGAUGGCGAGUGAGCUGGCGGGGAUGAUGCAGAAGACAGCCGCGGAGCACAGCCGCAUGAUGGGCACGGGGGGCGAGUACGCCUUCCUCAACAAUGUCAUCACGCCCUUCUACAGGAUCCUCAAGCAGGAGUCGGACUAUGCGGGCCACGGCAGCGAUGCCAAGGGUCACCCUGCAUGGCGCAACUACGACGACUUCAACGAGUUCUUCUGGAGCAAGCGCUGCUUUGAGCUGGGCUGGCCAAUCCGCACCAGCCACGUGUUCUUCAAGCCCCCACCCGUCAAAAGCAAGGACCCUGGCAAGAAGAUGGAAACCCCCAAAACCGUCACGGGAGAGGAUUUCUCAAGCAAGAGCCGGCUGAGCAAGACGCUCUUUGUGGAGUGGCGCUCCUUCCUGCACCUCUACCGCGGCUUCGAUCGCAUGUGGGCCUUCCUGCUCCUCAUGUUCCAGGGCAUGGCCAUCGUGGCGUUCAGUGGGCAGGACGGGUCCACCACGCUCAUGAAGGUGCUCUCUGUGGUGCCCAUGGCCGCUAUCCUCCGCUUCUUCCAAGUGCUGUUUGACAUUCUGCUGUCGUUCGGAGCCUACCGCAGCAUGAGUGUGCAGACCAUCUCCCGCAAGUUCCUCCGCCUAGCUGUGCUCGGCGCCUGGGGGGGCUUCCUCUCCUUCUUCCUCAUCAUGUAUUUCAUCUCGGGAUUCGACCCCAGCAGUCCCUACCGCCCACUCUUCCUCAUGCUAGCAGCCAUCUACGUCAUCCCCGCAGUCGUCCUCUCGCUGCUCAUGCGCUUCGUCACGCCGCUGCGCUCCCAGCUCGACCGCGUCAGCCACCACCGCUUCUUCCAGUUCGUCAAGUGGUUCUACCAGGAUGAGGUGUACACAGGGAGGGGCAUGUACGAGAGCUUCAAAGACACAUUCCUGUACUCGCUGUUCUGGGUGGUGCUGCUGCUGUGCAAGUGCCUCUUCAGCUACUACUUCCAGAUCCUCCCUCUCGUUGGCCCCACGCGCUACAUUAUUGGCUUCAAGCACCUCAAGUAUCGCUGGAAGGACCUCGUCUCUGCCAGCAACUACAACGCCCUCACGCUUCUCUCCAUCUGGGCGCCAGUCUUUGUGAUCUACUUGAUAGACGCACAGAUCUGGUACACUGUGCUGUCUGCCAUACUCAGCACACUCAUUGGCGCCUGGUGGCAUUUGGGGGAGAUCCGCACGCUCUCCAUGCUGCGGGCGCGCUUCCGCUCGUUCCCAGCAGCCUUCAUGAACACAGUGCACCACCAGAACAAGUUCAACCGCACGCGCUCCACAUCGCUGCGCUCAUCAGCCCGCUUCCAGCCGCUGGGGUCGCAGCAACCGGCGAGCGGCAGUGAGCUGCUGCUGUCAUCACGACGGGAGGCGUGCAAGUUUGCCAUCGCGUGGAACGAAAUCAUCCGCCUGCUGCGAGAGGAGGACUACCUCUCCGACAGGGAGUACGACCUGCUAAUCAUGCCUGCUCUGCCUUCCAACGUCACAGUGGUGCAAUGGCCGCUCUUCCUCCUCGCCAAUCAGAUCCUCCUGGCAGUCGGAGAGGCGUCAGGCCGCAAGGAGUCCCAAUCAACCGUGUGGCGCAAGGUGACAGGCGACGAGUACAUGCGCUGCGCCGUGCUCGAGGCCUACCAGAGCCUGCGCCCCUUCCUGCUCUCCAUCGUUGAACCCAGCCGCACCGCACCCACUACUGGCACCGCCGCUGCUGCUACCCAGGAGGCAGGCAGUGGGGUGUACGAGGCGCGGAUCAUCAACCGGCUGUUUGACGAUUUGGAGGUGGAGGGGAACAACGGCAGCCUGCUGACCACCUUCCGCUUCUCCGCCCUGCCUGUCAUCCUCGACCGCCUCUCCAAGCUCACUGCUGUGCUCAUCCAGGACCAGAACGAGAUGACGCAGCGGGCAGCAGUGCAGGCGCUGCAGGCGCUCUACGACACGGUCAAGUUCGACUUCCUCUCCCCUGACCACCGAGCAAGCCUGGAGGACGUAUCAGGCAAGCCCCAGUCGUACUGCCUCUUCGCAGCAGUGGCAUGGCCGGCGAACCGGGCGGCGGUGAAGCGGCUGCACCUGCUGCUGACGAUCAAGGAGUCGGCCAUGGACGUGCCUCACAACCUGGAGGCGCGGCGCCGCCUGCAGUUCUUCACCAACUCGCUGCACAUGCGCAUGCCUGACGCCCCCAAAGUCGCCGACACACUUCCCUUCUGUGUGAUGACGCCAUACUACAGCGAGAUUGUGACCUACUCCAUGGCGGAGCUGGUGAAGCCCAACGAGGAUGGCAUCUCCACCCUCUUCUACCUCCAGAAGAUCUUCCCAGACGAGUGGGCCAACUUCCUGCAGCGAGUGGGAAUGGGCGAGAAGGAGCUGGAGGUGCGGCUGAGGGCGAAGGACGACAUCAAGGAGCUGCGCAUGUGGGCGUCGUACCGCGGCCAGACCCUCGCCCGCACUGUGCGCGGCAUGAUGUACUACCACCGCGCGCUCCGACUGCUCGCCUACAUGGAAACGCCAAACUCCACAGACCUGGAGCUGGGAGCGGACGGGCUCCCAUUGGACCCGGCAGACAGGCUGUAUCUGGCGAAGGUGGAGCCAAAGGAGCUGGCGGACGUGAAGUUCACGUACGUGGUGACGUGCCAGAUCUACGGCAAGCAGAAGGCUGACAAGGACCAGCGCGCUGCUGACAUAUUCAACCUCAUGAAGGAGCACGAGGCUCUGCGAGUGGCAUACAUCGAUGAGGUAGUCACCCUCCCAGCUGACCCAAGUCGCCCCGAUGCUCGCCCGAAGACGGAGUACUUUUCACGGCUGGUAAAGGUGGACACGUUCGGCAGCGAGCAGGACAUCUACAAGGUGAAGCUGCCGGGACCGGCGAAGCUGGGCGAGGGCAAGCCGGAGAACCAGAACCACGCCAUCAUCUUCACGCGCGGGGAGGCGCUGCAGACGAUCGACAUGAACCAGGACAACUACUUUGAGGAGACGCUCAAGAUGCGCAAUCUGCUGCAGGAGUUUGCCAAAAAGCACGGGCUCAGGAAGCCAUCGAUCCUCGGCGUCAGAGAGCACAUUUUCACCGGCAGUGUGUCUUCAUUGGCAUGGUUCAUGUCCAACCAGGAGACCAGCUUCGUCACCCUCGGCCAGCGCUUCCUUGCCAUUCCUCUCAAGGUGCGCAUGCACUACGGGCAUCCAGACGUGUUUGACCGUCUCUUCCACAUCACACGUGGCGGCAUGAGCAAGGCGUCCAAGACCAUCAACAUCAGUGAAGACAUCUUUGCUGGCUUUAACACCACGCUGAGACAAGGCAACGUGACCCACCACGAGUACAUACAAGUGGGCAAGGGGCGAGACGUGGGGCUCAACCAGAUCGCUCUCUUUGAGGCCAAGGUCGCCAGUGGCAAUGGAGAGCAGGUGUUAUCACGAGACAUCUGUCGGUUGGGUCAGCUCUUUGACUUCUACCGCCUCCUCUCCUUCUACUUCACCUCUGUUGGCUUCUUCCUCUGCACCGCUCUCACUUCCUUCUGUGCCUUCUUGUUCCUCUACGGAAGAGUCUACCUGAGUCUAUCAGGAGUGGGUGCAACUCUCUCGUCGCAGAGUGAGAGUGUGGCGAACCUGGCGCUGGAGUCAGCCAUCAACACGCAGUUCCUCAUCCAAGCGGGAUUCUUCACCGCCGUACCCAUGAUCAUGGGCUUCAUCCUCGAACAGGGCUUCCUGCGGGCGGUGGUGAGUUUCAUAACGAUGCAGCUACAGCUGGCGUCCGUCUUCUUCACCUUCUCCCUGGGCACGCGAGCGCACUACUUCCUGCGCACGCUGCUGCACGGCGGGGCCAAGUACCGUGCCACUGGCAGAGGCUUCGUCGUUCGCCAUAUCAAGUUCGCUGAUAACUACCGCCUCUACUCACGCUCGCACUUCACAUACGGCAUAGAGGCCAUAAUGCUGCUGACAGUGUACAUGCUGUACGGGGGCAGCAGCUCCAGCCUGGUCUAUCUGCUCAUCACCGUGUCUUCCUGGUUCCUGGCUCUCUCCUGGUGCUACGCGCCCUACAUCUUCAACCCCGCCGGCUUCGAAUGGCAAAAGACGGUGGCGGAUUUUGAGGACUGGGUGGAGUGGCUGUGGUACAAGGGUGGUGUGGGAGUGAAGGGCGAGCAGAGCUGGGAGUCGUGGUGGGAAGAGGAGACGGAGCACGUGCGCAGCAUCCGCAGUCGCAUCAUCCAGGUGGUGCUCAACCUUCGCUUCUUCUUUGUACCCUACGGCAUUGUCUACCAGCUCAACGUGGCUCAGGGCAACACUAGCAUUCUCGUGUAUGCGUAUGCCUGGAUCAUCUUUGUCGUCGUCGCUCUUGUCUUCUGGGUGUUCAACUUCUCGCGCGCGUGGGAGGCGCAGCUACCCAUCCGGCUGCUGCAGAUCACAGUGGCAGUGCUCUUCGUGACCAGCAUUGCCGUGUGUGUCACCGUCACCUCGCUCACCUUUGGCGACCUCUGCUCCAUCAUCUUCCUCUUCAUCCCCCUCACCGGCUGGGGCCUCCUGCAGGUGAUUAUAGCGCUGCGACCUGUGCACAACAAGCGGCUGUGGUGGUGGAGGCAGGUGCGCACCCUGGCGCGGGUGUACGAUGCAAUCAUGGGGGGAAUGAUCUUCCUGCCAGUCGCUGUGCUCUCCUGGUUCCCCUUUUUCUCCACCUUCCAGACCCGCCUUGUCUUCAACCAGGCCUUCUCCAGAGGCCUCGAGAUCUCACUUAUCCUUGCUGGGAAACCCUCAGAUGCUGCUGCCUAG